AAGUAUUGUCAGGCGACUUUGACUAACUCUAACAGUUGGACGAAUAUUAAAAAUGGAAACAUCACGAAGCAUCGAUCUAUUACUCGUACCAAUUGUCGUAGAAGCUGGAAGCUUUUGCUUUGAUACGAUACAAGGGAGGUCAACUUAGAACGGCGGAACGCUUUCCAUAGUACCUGGAUCGCACUUGAUUUUGUCGAGACCACGAAAGUAAGUCUUCCUCUUGUUUCACAAUUCAUGCGACACGUUGAUAAAUUACAUUAGUGGAUCUUCCCAGCAGCGUCUGUUUCGACGCACCGACCACAGAGCAUUUUCUUCCAAGAAAAUUUAACUAUCUCGACGUCCCUAUCUAGCUCGACCACACGACCAUGACCUCCCUCGACUCCAUCGAGGCCUACCUCCCCCAGGAGGCUUUUGGCUGCAUCAUCGGCCAGGGCGGCAGCCGCAUGAGCGAAAUUCGCCAGAGCUUCGAUGGUAUAAAAAUCCAGACCGACCGCGAGGCCGCCCGGAAUGGGUUUCGCUUGUUGAAGAUCCACGGGGAGUGGGUGCAGAUGUGGUGUGCGUUCUAUCCUGACUAAAAAUGUCCCCACACCAGAGUCAAGAUUGGAAAUCCACAACACAAGUCUCCAAGUUUUGGGCGUUCUGCAUGACAAGUUUCCAUCUGCAGUGUAGUGCUGGUUAGCAAGGAAAGCCGCAUGAGAAAGCCACUUUCUGAUCCUGUUUCAGCUUACAGCAUUACAAAUGCAAAAACACGACUGGAAAUCAUGCCUCUCGUGGGGAUGCGCAUUACAAACGUUCCUGUCAUUGCGCAUUUGCAUGACAACUCUGGGGUGGGCAAAGUGCGUCGCAUUUUGCUUAGCAUGACAACUCUGGGGUGGGAACGUUUUUACAUAGGAUGCGUUCUGUGAGGUGAUCAAGUCGUUGCACUUGGACGAGAAAUUCGUAUCGAAAGGAAAAAUCCCCCCUCCCCAUAUCAAAACGAAAUUUCUGAUGCUGGAUUUGUGUACACAAAUCCGAGCUGUCUUGCUGGAGAGCACUGCAGGCCCUGACGAAGUGUGAGUAGCGAGGCUUUGGCCUAGGCACUUAGCAUGAAAAACAUCCACGCUGCAGGCCCAACAGCAUGACAAACCGCCUGCACAAUGCAGCGGAGCCUGCGGAGUUGCCUUCUUGCAAGACAGACACGAUUUGUGACCACAAAUCAGCAUCACAAAUUUCCAAAAAUAUACCUUUUCAGUAUGGGGAGGGGCGAUUUUUCCUCUCAAUAAUUCGCGCAGAAAAACCCGAAUUUGGUGAACCGUAUUGCAUGCAAAUAAUACAUGUCUGGGUCAUCUGGAAGGUUACAACUUGUGAUGCUGUGUUUGGAUUCUAGAAAGAGUUGUAUUGCAUGACCAGCAACAGGAGUCCGCCAGCUCUUGCAACGCGGAACUACAGGGGCAUUUCUCAUGCGGAAUAGGCUGCAUCAGGGAGCCCUCUAAAAAUCUGGAUGCUAGGUCGUGCAUUACAGACAUGCUGGGUGUGAGUCAUGCAGAGUAUGCAUGACAAACCUGGCAAUAUUCCAGACUGAGACAUAUUUUUAAUUGAUAAACCGGUUGACCGUUCAAUUAAAGAUUCCGAUCAAGAUCGCGGGAGGCCUGAUCGGCAAGGGUGGCGCGAAUCUGAAUGGGUGGCGGGCAGAGUGGCCGAAGUGCCAAUUUGACGUGAAGAAUGACGAAAGUGAUCGGGUGUACAGGUAAAAUAUUACUAUAGCUGUUUAUGGUUCAAACAGGCCGUGUGAAGUGAACAUUUUUGAGUAGAAAACUUCUCAUUCAAAAUCUGUCAGCGCAGUAGUUGAAUGUGUCAUGCAUGUUGAAGAUGAAGCUGCUUGAUUGAUACAAACAAUCACGUCAGGUACUUCUAUCUCGUCGGCUCUUCUAUCGAGUUACAGGAGGCUGCGGUGAGCAUUGCCGACGUGCUUAUCAAAAGAAAAAAUCCCCCCUCCCCAUAUCGAAAAGGAAAUCUGUGAUGCUGGAUUUGUGUACACAAAUCGGAUUUGUCUUGCAGUGAAGGACUGCAGGCAGAUGUAAAGUCUGAGCCGGGUGCUUUCGUGUAGGCGCCUAGCAAGGCAGGCGCGUCCUCUGUAGGCCAUGCAACAUUACAAAUUGCCUGCAAAACGCGGCGGAGUAUCUGGAUUCGCCUUCUUGCAAUACAGAGGCGAUUUGUGGUCACUAAUCAGCAUCGCAAAUUUUCAGAAGUGCCCCUUUUUGGUAUGGGAGGGGGGAUUUUUCCUCACAAUAGUGCUGGAGCAGUGUUUGAUCAACCUGCAGUAUCCAAGAAAAAAAGUGUGUAAGUGUAACUUUUUUCGAGAAACAGCAUCACAAAUUUGCUCUACAUGACAGAGAAAACCUGUCAUGCGUGGCUUGUAAAGGAAAACACACAUGAAAAGAGGACCUCAUGGCUGUCUGGCAUGACAGGCGCAACUCUGUUGCAUGUUCUGCAACACAAAUUUACACUUACACAGUUUUUUUCUUGCAUAUGCAGGCGAAGGAGGGCGGUGCCGGGCUCGCGCAGCAGCGCUCUGUCAGCGUGAACAACAAUGCCCAGCAGGGAGUAUCAAGUGUAAAAAUGUCUGGGUCUGGAAGAAUGAAAGUCUGUCAUGCUUCUCUGGCAUGAUUCGAGAAUCUGUGUUGCAUAGGCACGAAAAGGCCCUCUUACCUGUGAUGCAAAAACGCAGUUUGCCAUGCGGAAUACGUAAGACAUGGCAGCCAAAAAAUUUGUAGAUGCAUAGCUGCGUUUUGCAGUCCGGCUAUCAUCCACUUUUUGCAUCACAAGUUUCCAGACCCAGACACUUUUGCAGUUGAUAGGGAGCCCGGGCCAACAACAACCCGACCCAGCGCAACGUUGCCAGCAAGGCCAACAACCCCGGCAACGCCGCGAACAAGCAGACGCAAAAGCGGCCGGACAACCAGAACAUCACUUUUGACGAUGUGGUGAAGCUGGACAGCAACCCGGAGGAGGAUUUUCUGCGGGAGUUGUCCGGUGCGGGCGCCAGCACAACCAAUUUUCCCGAUUUGAACAACCCCUUUGUAUCAAAUGCAAAACUGUCUGGGUCUGGAAAGGUGGAAACUGUGAUGCUAACUUUGGAGUCUAAAAAAAUCUGUAUUGCAUGACCAGCAAGAGCAGGAGCCACGUUUGUGCUACGCGAGGAGGGCAUUUGUCAUGCGGAAAUGGCAUCAGAAAGCCUUCCAAAAAUCUGUGAUGCUGGGUCAUGCAUUACAACAAGCAUCGUGGGUCAUGCCAGACAAGCAUGACAAGCCUUGCAUUCUUCCAGACCCAGACAUUUUUGCAUUUGACACUUUGCGCCGGCGAAUAACCCCUUCGCGAUGGGCGGCGGAGGUACAGCGAACAACGGUUCUUCCAAUGUGGUGAUCGACGAAAUUAUCGGCACCGAAAACAACAACAACAAUCCGGGGGCGCCGACGCAGCAAGUUCUUACCAGUACCAACUCCCAGAAGCGCAGGCGGGUGGACGGCAACCAAACGAUCCAGCAGACUCAGAGUAAGAUCCACCAAGAACACAGCGAGAGAUCUAUCCUGAGUAAAAACGUCCCCACACCGGAGUCAAGAUGGUAAAUCUGCUAGACAAAUCAACCAGCUUUGGCUGUUUCGCAUGACAAGUUUUUCCUUGUAGUGUAAUCCUGUUCAGGUAGUUCAGCAGCAUCACAGAUCUAGAAUAUCGUGCUGAUUAUAGCAUCCCAGAUCCCAAAACACGACUCGUAAAUGCCUCUCAUGGGACUCAGCAUGAGAAACUUUUUUGGCAUGCAGAUUUGCAUGACCACUCUAGUGUGGGGACAUUUUUACUCAGGAUAAGAUCGGCGACCGAACUGGAGUGCGUGUGCACCCUGCAGGUGAAGGAAAACACGAUGGGUAUCCGAUGUAAAAACGUCCCCACAUCAUAGUCAAGUUGGCAAAUCUGCAACACAAAUCUCCAAGUUUUGGGAGAUGUGCAUGACAAGUUUGGCCUCCUAGUGUAAUCCUGUUUAGCUAGUUCAGCAGCAUCACAGACCUAGCGCGUUAUGCUUAUUGGAGCAUGACAAAUUUCGAAACGCGACUAGUGCAUGCUUCCCGUGGGGGUCCGCAUCAGAAACACUUUCAGCGUGCGGAUUUGCAUAUACAACUAUGGGGUUUGCUUCCUCCCGUAUAGUAAUUCAAAGGUGCUACUGCAGGCUCCCAUGCAAUGUUUCUUGCUGGUAGCCUGGCUUGCUCCUUGUACAGUGUGUGCGUGUAGGAUGUUGGCAAAGUUGGUAGGAAAUGAGGUUGAUACUGUUGGCAAAAAAUGUUGGUGGUUGGCAAAAAAGUUGGUUGGUGGCGAAAAGUUGGUUGUUUGCGAGUAUAGUAUGGAGCGGCCGGGAGAUGAUGGUGAUGGCUCUUCGGUGUCCGCCUGACCUACCCCCCCUGCGUGUCAAGCCAUCUGCGGCCUGGGGCAGAGGGGGGGGCAAAGUGUGCUGCAAUUCCUUUUAGCAUUACAACUAUGGGGUGGGGACGUUUUCACUCAGGAUAAUGGGAAAGAUCAUCGGCCGGAACGGGGAAGAGAUCAACAAAAUUCGGCAGUUACGCAUUGCAAAUAUGUCUGGGUUUGGCAAAACAUGAACUUGUCAUGCUAAGUCUGCAUCGUACAAAAAAUUUGUGUUGCAUGACUACCAAAAGUAAGCUGUCCACUUUUGAACAAGUUUAGAGGCAGUCUGUCAUGCAGGAUACAUAGGCAUGAUAGAGACCAGACGUCGCAGAACCUGUCAUGCUAGGCCCUACAUUCCAAGUCUCAUAUGGCAUGGCAAAUAUGCAUGAGAAGUUUGCAUCCUUCCAGACCCAGACAUAUUUGCAUUUGAUAGCAGUCGUCAAACUGCGAAAUCACGACGGACCGCAAGGGCGACCGAAAAGACAACAUGCGGGAGGUGCAAAUCCGUGGGGCGAGCACCAACGUGGCGACUGCGAUCUUGAUGAUCACGACAUUGACGAAUAGGAUGUAAGAGAGGGUGGAAGAGUAUACAUGAUGUUUACAAGGAUCAUCGAUUGUAUACAUGAAUCUUUCUUGUUCGAGGGCACCAGCGACAUCAAACCACUUCUUUGGUAGAGCAACGGAAAUAUUAAACAAUCAUCUAGCACUAGACCUGUGCGGCAGCGUCUAGCAUCGCUUUGAAUGGAACACGACGGCAUCCUUUGAAUGGAAACAAACUACAAGGCAACAGUUACAGUAUGCAGCUGACUACAGUACGUCAGUUCUUCUAACACUGCGCUAUGGUGAAAGCGUUGGCUGCGUGGUCGUUUUUUUGAUAGGCGAAUAUAGAAUGAAAGAUUCGGCUGUAGUUUUCAUCAAGUUCGUGAAGUAAAAAAUAUGCAUACCACGUUUGAAAUUUCAAAGUGAGGUGCAGGGCUGUGCUAU
Messenger RNA from Amoebophrya sp. A120, 5412 nucleotides. Lineage: Eukaryota; Dinophyceae; Syndiniales; Amoebophryaceae. The record is from the annotation of a GenBank genome assembly.